Merops nubicus (carmine bee-eater) is the source of this 517-nucleotide messenger RNA. Its product is annotated as matrix metalloproteinase-9-like. The transcript is spliced from 3 exons. Gene Ontology annotation, molecular function: metalloendopeptidase activity; zinc ion binding. Gene Ontology annotation, biological process: extracellular matrix organization; collagen catabolic process; proteolysis. Gene Ontology annotation, cellular component: extracellular matrix. The record is from RefSeq and is a predicted model, not a curated record. The annotation marks the transcript as partial. NCBI's taxonomy places the organism in Eukaryota, Metazoa, Chordata, Aves, Coraciiformes, Meropidae.
AGCUACCUGCUGCGGUUCGGCUAUGCCACCGAGGCGGAGGCAAAGAUGGGCAGCAAGCACACGUCCCUGGGCAAGGCGCUGCGCAGGAUGCAGAAGCAGCUGGGCCUGGAGGAGACAGGGGAGCUGGAUGCCGGCACGCUGGAGGCCAUGCGAGCCCCCCGCUGUGGUGUCCCCGAUGUGGGAACCUUCCUCACCUUCGAGGGGGACCUCAAGUGGGACCACAUGGACCUGACAUAUCGGGUGAUGAACUACUCCCCGGACCUGGACCGUGCCAUCAUUGAUGACGCCUUCAAGCGGGCGUUCAAAGUGUGGAGCGAUGUGACCCCCCUCACCUUCACCCAGAUAUACAGUGGCGAGGCAGACAUCAUGAUCAUGUUUGGCAGCCAAGAGCAUGGGGACGGGUACCCCUUUGAUGGCAAGGAUGGACUCUUGGCCCACGCCUUUCCCCCGGGCCGGGGCAUCCAGGGUGAUGCCCACUUCGAUGACGAUGAGCUCUGGACGCUGGGAACUGGCAUAG